AGCCAGAAUUAAACCAACAAAAAGCUCUUUUAGCUGAGACACUGCAAACACCGGAGCAUUCCAUUCCCGAAAAAUUGCCUCUGCCGCCGUCAGAUUUCGAGGUUCAGUUUUUGAGUGGUGGCUGAGAAUUUUUUUGGCUCUAGCUGCUUUAAUUUAUCGGGUGGCGCAACAUUGCCGCGGCCGCCGUGAGAUAUUUUCGAUUGAAUUUUUGAAAUAUCCUUUUUUUUUAAAUUCCCAAUCAGCCCGGCGAUCCGGCGAUGGAAACCCUAGGAGCGAAUUCUGCAGCUGCACAAACGCAAAAUCGUGAUGAUAGUGAUGUUCCGCGAGAAUAUUUCGGGGCAUUGCAGCAUGGGUGCGACCAUUAUAGGAGAAGAUGCAAGCUGAAGGCGCCUUGUUGCGAUCAGAUUUUUACUUGCCGUCACUGUCAUAACGAAGCCACGAGUACUUUGAGCAACCCGAGAGAUAGACACGCGAUUGUUCGCCAUGAAGUUAAGCAAGUUGUUUGUGCAAUAUGCAAUACUGAACAACAGGUUUCCAAUCUAUGUUCGAAUUGUGGCGUCAAAUUUGGUGAAUACUUCUGCAGCAUAUGCAAAUUCUAUGAUGAUGAUAUCAGUAAAAACCAGUUUCAUUGCAAUGACUGUGGCAUUUGCAGAGUUGGUGGUCGCGAAAACUUCUUUCAUUGCCCCAAGUGUGGUUCUUGUUAUUCUGUUAGUUUGCGUAACAAUCACAGAUGUGUAGAGAACUCAAUGAAGAAUCACUGUCCUAUUUGUUAUGAGUUUCUGUUCGACUCAACCAAACAGACUACAAUUAUGAAAUGUGGGCACACAAUGCAUGUGGAAUGUUAUAAUGAGAUGUUUAACCAAAACCAGUAUCGUUGUCCAAUCUGCUCCAAGUCGGUGUUCAAUAUGUCUAAUAGUUGGGAAAGAUUAGAUGAGGAGAUUGCAGCGACUGCAAUGCCUGAGGAAUACCGCUACGAAGUUGAAAAUCUCUGCAACGAUUGCAACCAUACUAGCAAGACUUUCUUCCACACAUUUGGCCACAAGUGCCAACACUGUAAUUCCUACAAUACACGUGUGAUAACAAGGGGGGGAGACCGGCAGCAAUAGAGCGGUCAUACAGAGCAUAUGUUUUGCUGGAUUAGCGGAAUUAUUACUUCUUCAUGGGUUUUUGAUCCACUGGUACGAUGUUUACCAACUAUUAUUCUUGUUUUCCAAUUGGAGAUUAGCCUGCUAUCAUAUCAUAUGAUUCAUAUGCAGUGCGCAUUGAUCUGGAAAAUCAUUCAUGCUUGCAGUUGCAUAAGUGAAUAUUCUAGUCGGAAAUAUUGAGGAUAUUAUAUUUCUUGGACGAACAAUCGAGUGGGUAGGCAUAUUAGGGAGAAAAUAGCAUUUUCUCGUACCAAUUAUUAUUUUUAUUUUAGCUUUUUUUUUUUAAUUCAAGACCCAUUUUAUGAAAUCCUUUUAUCAAUUAAAUUCUCAGACAAACGUUCGAAAUUAUAUUUAUUUUUUAUUUAUCUCU
Messenger RNA from Salvia splendens (bonfire salvia), 1515 nucleotides. Its product is annotated as E3 ubiquitin-protein ligase MIEL1. Lineage: Eukaryota; Viridiplantae; Streptophyta; Magnoliopsida; Lamiales; Lamiaceae. Gene Ontology annotation, cellular component: nucleus. The transcript has 12 exons. Gene Ontology annotation, molecular function: ubiquitin protein ligase activity; zinc ion binding. The coding region runs from base 258 to 1106 and encodes 282 amino acids. The record is from RefSeq and is a predicted model, not a curated record. Gene Ontology annotation, biological process: protein ubiquitination; ubiquitin-dependent protein catabolic process.